AUGGCCCAGGUCGAGGGGCUGCAGGUGACUCAGGGGUAUCUCGAGAAUCCUACUGCACUCACUGUAACGGGCCCCGGCAUGGGUCUAUGCUGGCUUGCUAGUUACGCUGGAAUGAUCCGCAAGUCGUUUCAGGACCGUUCCUACUGCAUGCCAUUGAUGCCACUUGGCUGCAAUCUCACCUCUGAUUUCAUCUUCUCUGACCCCAUUCUGCAGUAUGUCAUUGCAAGCUGGCUGGCUGGCAGUGUCAUGAUGCGGAAUAUUCUCUGGAUAUUCGCUAUUACUAUUCUUGGUUGGGUGACGGUAUAUUUUGCGUUAGCCGCCCAAUUUGGACCAGAUGAUGCAUUCGCAUGGAGUGCUUGUUUCUCCCAAUUACUUCUUGGUGCUGGUUCCCUGUGCCAAGUGAUUGUCCGAGGAAGCAGCCGGGCGGCAUCCUUUUUCAUUUGUCUUGCCGCACUAUAUUUUACUUUGCGGUUUCGCCAUGGGCAUGUUAUAUGGCACAGUCCGUUAGCGUGGUGGGGUGCAGUGGUCGCCUUUCUGACGGACAGUUCCUAUGGAAUCCUUCUCUGGCAUAUCCAACGGUCUGAGGGGAAUGGUCAGCGGCGGAGAAAGGCUGGAUCAGAGAUAGGACCAAAAUGA
Molecule: messenger RNA, 636 nt
Organism: Aspergillus novofumigatus IBT 16806
Lineage: Eukaryota; Fungi; Ascomycota; Eurotiomycetes; Eurotiales; Aspergillaceae
Exons: 4
Coding region: 1-636 (211 amino acids)
Molecular function (GO): lyase activity
Source: RefSeq, a predicted model, not a curated record